This is a messenger RNA of Guyanagaster necrorhizus, 1301 nucleotides long. RefSeq names its product gibberellin 2-oxidase. The coding region runs from base 92 to 1207 and encodes 371 amino acids. NCBI's taxonomy places the organism in Eukaryota, Fungi, Basidiomycota, Agaricomycetes, Agaricales, Physalacriaceae. The record is from RefSeq and is a predicted model, not a curated record. The transcript has 9 exons.
UCCUCGGCUCUCUUCUGAAGACGGGAUUACCGUCUUCUUCUCCCUCGUUUAAAAAUGUAUUGGAAUCAGCUUGAUAGUAACUAGUACCUCAAUGCCCGCUCUUGUCCACGCAAAACCUUCGCUUGGGCCCUAUAUAGUCCCCCCGCCAACUCAGGCACCGCUUGACUGGGCCCCUCUCAUUAUCAUCGACCUAUCCAAAUUCGACGAGCCCAAUGGCAAACAGGAUCUAGCUGUUGAACUCAAAGACGCACUGAAGAGCUGGGGCUUCUGGACCGUAGUCGGCACUGGCUUUACUCAGGAGCAGCUGGAUCGCCAGCUUGCUAUUGGUAAUACGUUUUUCAAGCUUCCGCUAGAGGAGAAAAGAAAGGUUGCCUGUGACUUCUCGAUCGGGAACUAUUUUGGAUACAGAGAGCCAACAAGGUUCGUUAGUAGCUCGGAUGUUAAAGAGAAUAUGGAAAUGCUAAAUGUACCAAAGUUCACGCCGGACUAUGCUAAUGUUCCCCAGCAUCAAUUCGUCAAAGCCUUCCAUGACGAGAUUGCCCAGUUCCACCGGAGAAUAUGGGACGAUGUCAUUCGGAAACUUUUUGUCCUGUUCGCGAUAAUACUGGAGCUGCCGGAGAACUACUUUAUCGAUCGUCACAGUUAUGAUGCACCGUCAGAAGAUCAUCUGCGCUAUAUGAUUUACCACCCGCGGUCACUUGAAGAUGAUAAAAAGAUUUCAGACCAAUGGACAGCUGGACAUACAGACUUUGGUUCUCUUACCCUCCUCUUCUCUCAGCCCGUUGCAGCACUCCAAGUCAAGGAUCCCAAUAAUGAAUGGAAGUGGGUCAAAUAUGUCCCAGGAGGCAUCACCUGCAAUGCAGCCGACACCUUGUCAUUCUUAACGAAGGGAUAUAUCAAAAGUACCAUCCAUCGCGUCGUCCGUCCUCCUCCCGACCAAACGCAUCUUGAACGUCUCGGGCUCUUCUAUUUUGCAAGACCAGGUGAUGAUGUACCGAUGGUUCCUGCUCCGAGUCCUGUUCUCUUCCGCGAAGGGUUGGUGACCGAAGACGAAACCAAAGUCAAUGAAGACUCUGUCAGUGGAUAUGAGUAUGUCCGUGCGCGAGUGAAGAAUGUCCAUGACCGGACGAAGACUCGUAUCGCUGAGAAUAAACCGGAUGCGGUCUUCCAGGUUAAGAACCUUGUGGUGCAAGACUAUUAUGUCUGAGGAGGUUCAUUGCAAGGCUGUGUACUAAUAUUGUCGCUCAUUGGAAUGGUGUCGCUUCAGAGCACGCAACCGGGAUUUUGUACACGUUCUGAAC